Molecule: messenger RNA, 663 nt
Organism: Beta vulgaris subsp. vulgaris (sugar beet)
Lineage: Eukaryota; Viridiplantae; Streptophyta; Magnoliopsida; Caryophyllales; Amaranthaceae
Exons: 1
Coding region: 1-663 (220 amino acids)
Source: RefSeq, a predicted model, not a curated record
AUGGAGAAGAUCAAAAUACCGACAUGUAAGUAUGACGGCAAAACUGACCCGGAAGAUCAUAUAUCGGCCUAUGAGGGACACAUGUUGCUGUACACCGACACUGACUCGGUAUGGUGUAAGGUGUUCCCCUCUACACUAACUGGGCUAGGCCAGACCUGGUUCAAGAGCAUACCACCGACAACAGUCUUUGAUUUCCGCCAGCUCACAUCAAUGUUCGUUACACAUUUUGUUAGAAACAAGCGUAGGGACAAAACUACCGGUGAGCUGAUGUCGGUCAAGAAAGGGGAGACAGAGAGUCUAAGGGACUAUGUAGGGAGUUUCAACGCAGAAGCUGUCACCAUCCCCACUCUGCAGCAGGAGGUUGCCAUCCUAGCUCUCAUGACGGGUUUAAAGGAAGGAACCCCCUUCAGAAGCUAUCUGGGCCGUAAAAAGCUAACAAGUCUUAUAGAGGUCUUAGGCAAGACGAAUGACUUCAUCCGGGGGGAAGAAUUUGACAAGGCAUCAAAUACUAAAAGGCCUGCAGCAGAGGAGAAAGAUAAGGAAAAAGACCCCAAGGACGAUAAAUACCGGAAAGACAAGAAGUCGGACACCUCCAACAGAAGGGAGGAAAGUAACUCUGUGAAGAAGGGCCACGAAGGUCGACCUGACAAAUACCACAAUUAA